UUCGCCAACAGGACUGUUAGUAUUUUGGCUGACUUGCCGCGUAGGACCCAGUUCUCGUCAAACACCCUAAGGAGAAGGACGCAAAGCAGUGCCGAACUAAAACGUAGACGAUGGGUGCUCCGAAGCCGAUUGAAAACGAGAAGCCACCAAAUCAAGACGGAUCAGCAGCUAACACUUUUGACGAUGGUGACCCUGGCGAUGCUUUUAACGCGGACAUCAUCCUCGGUCAUUUGGGCAAAAUGGGAUGGUUUCAAAUCAAGUAUCUUUUUUGCAUCGGAUAUGGCCUGCUCUUUCCAACGUCUUGUAUCCUUAUUUACGUCUUUGUGGGAGGCGUGCCUGCUUACAGGUGUUUUGUUGAUGGUUGCGAUGAUCCAAUUGAUCCAGAGUACAAAGCCGAUUGGCUAAACGGAACUGCCCUCAACAGUCUUCUGGCAACUCCUCGUGCAUGGCGCUGUAACUACCAGGAUUUUGAUACCAUACCGAAUGCUACCACCCCGGAGUGUGCAUAUAAUAAUUACACGGUCAACGCCACUUGCCACAACUGGAUUUUCGACAAGUCUGUUUUUACAAGAACAAUCGUUACUGACUACCUUCUCGUGUGCGAUGAAUCAUGGAAGAUUACCUUUGGCUCGUUCAUCACAAUGCUGGGAGUUUUGCUGGGUGCUUUUUUCCUCGGGCCUUUGCCGGAUUUAAUAGGACGACGCACGUCAGUUGUUGUACUGGGGACGUGGAUGGCGGCCUUUGGCAUAGGUUCGUGUUUCGCUCCUAAUUUUGACGCGUUUGCAGGACUUCGAUUUCUUACUGGUAUGGGAGGUGUUGCUGUUUUACAAGCCCUCAUUAUUUGGGGAUUGGAAGCACAGGCUCCAGUAAUGCGAAUCAAAUUUAUUUGUCUCAUCUAUUGCUUUCAAUCCAUUGGAAAUCUUAUUAGUGGAUUACUGGCAUAUUUUAUCCGUGAUUGGAUAAUAUUGCAGCUCUGCCUUUUUGUGCCGAUGGGGACAAUGGUAGUUACCUAUUUCAUUUUGCCUGAAUCGACUCGCUGGCUAACAGUUAAGAAGAAAUAUCCUGAAGCCAAGGAAAUCUAUGAAAAUGCAGCCAAAUUAAACAAGAAAACCAUUCCUGCUUACUUACUGGUCAUUCCUUCCGAUGAACCUUCAAAAGGAAUCGAAGCCGAAGGAGCUCCACCCGCUCCUGCUGAUCAUGAUUCAAAUCCUCUCAGCUCAGCUGCACAAGUUUUAAAGACGGGAACGCUGUUGAUACGUCUUUUGAUCCUCUGUGGCACAUGGCUUGCCCAGUUCUUGUGCUAUUAUGGACUAUCGUACGCUGCGUCCAAUUUGUCAGCUGACAUUCAUUUCAACUAUAUUUUAGUCAUAUUGGUGGAAAUUCCCGCUUACGUAAGUGGAAUGUUUGCUAUGGAUUACUUUGGAAGAAGACUUAUCCUGAACUUCACUUUGUUAGCUGGUGGAUCGUUCUGCCUUGUUGCCGGAUUAAUCUCUAAAGAGUACAAUACCGUUAUUAUCGUAUUUUCGCUUAUGGGCAAAUUCUGUACCUCAAUGUUAACGGUUGCGAAUAAUGUCUUUACAUUCGAGCUUUUUCCUACCGUUUCCCGGGGUAUAACUAUCGCUUUGUGCUCGACGAGUGGAAAAGUUGGAGCUAUUAUUGCUCCCUACAUUGCAGCUAUGGGAGUGGUGAACCGCAGUCUUCCUUACGUCAUUUUCGGAGCCAUCAGUUUGGUUAUUGGAGUUUUUACUUUGUUACUACCAGAAACCAAAGGUCUUCCUAUUCCAGCUACCAUCCAGCAGGCUAUUGAUUUGGAUAAGACGAAAAUUGAUAUUACAGUAUUGUGGCGUAAACGGAACCCUUGCUGCCGUGCAAAGGGACCAGCUUCGACGGACGCUAGCAACAAUUCCGAUGCUACAUUAUAGCCUUCCCGUCUUCCACCUAGAGGAUCUUAUGUUUUCAGGACAUUUUUUUUCACACCACAAGUUUUAUUAAACUGUAAAAACGUAAAUAAUUGUGAUCGCUUAUUAUAUCGGCUGCAGGCUGCAUAAUAUACUGGUAAACUACUUUCAA
This is a messenger RNA of Daphnia magna, 2070 nucleotides long. RefSeq names its product solute carrier family 22 member 4. Gene Ontology annotation, molecular function: transmembrane transporter activity. Gene Ontology annotation, cellular component: membrane. Gene Ontology annotation, biological process: transmembrane transport. The record is from RefSeq and is a predicted model, not a curated record. NCBI's taxonomy places the organism in Eukaryota, Metazoa, Arthropoda, Branchiopoda, Diplostraca, Daphniidae.